UUCAUCACGGUUCAUUGGUGGAAAUAAAGCAUUAUGGGAAGGAAAAGUAACGUCCUCUGAUAUAAAUUCUUACAGGUUACAGCGGAUAAGAUGGUAUUGGUGCUGGGAUAGACAGUUUAGGAUAUUGACGUUGAUAUCUGGUGUAAAUAUCAAUGGACACUUCAGCAGCUUGCUGGGAUAUAAAUCGUGGAGCCUGGGCCGAGGAUCAUCUUCAUAAUGAAUUUUCUCCACACGGACUAGAAGGAAGAGUUGUUCGUUACGUAAGCUAAACACUGCUCAUAAGAUGCCUGCAUCAGUGAAAUAGACGACGUCGGUGAAGGGACAAUUGAUUCUUUUGGUCCAAAAUAAUAAAUCUGAAACAUUUGGAUCCAAAGAGGAUUGAACGACUGCCAACUCUUGCUGUAUGCACACAGCCUUCCUUUGCACUUGCGCUCAUCUCGUGAUGUUCAGUAUAAAUUGUGGACUCGCUCAGAGACAUGUAAGUGGCCCCUGGACGUGUUUUGAAUGGUAAUUAACCUCUCUACGGAUUCAUCUUGGUAAAUAUCAUUAGGCCGGGAGCUAUUGGGGGGAGACUCAGGCUGCCCCUUGAGAUUACGGGAUAAUAUAACAACGCCAUUGUGUCAUUGUCUCCGCUGUGUCAUUGUGUAUCUUGAAGGGAGGCUCUCUUAGUGCUGUCUGCUCCAGAUUGGUGUUUAUUAGUGGACAUGGCUUCAGCAGCGGAUCGACCUCGGUCACCAAGAUUUUAUCUCCAACCUAUCAUGUGUCGUGAUUGGAUGGUCCAUGAAGAUGCAGGCCUCGCGUAUAGACUACAGGAAGAGGAAAAAGACAAACACUAUGGCAACAAUCGUUGGAAUCGCAAGACGACGCGGGAGGACAUCAUCAAUGCCAAGAUCGUCCAGCACGAGGAGGAGUUACGUCAACAGGAGGAGAAGAUGAGGGAGAUCGAGCAGAAACGCAGAGUAGCAGACGAUGAUGCCCGCAUGGCUCAUGAGGAACAACAGAAACUUCAAGAUGAGGAAGCCCGGAAUAGGCUACAGGCCAUGGAUGAUGAGAGAAUCGCCCAUCAGGUGAUGGAGCACAUCAUGAUUGAAGAGUCGGAACGACAGAAGGAACAGGAAACAGAAGAUGAGCGAAUAGCGCGGUUAUUACAAGAGAAAGAAGAGCGGCGAUACGAGCGUUACAAGGAGAAGAAACAGGAGCGCGAGUUGGCACGGGAACGGCGCAGGAUAGAAAAGUCAAUCGCACAACAAUCGCAAGAUGUGCAACAACCAUCACCAGAGUAUGAUGAAGAAAUAGAUGGUCGCUAUGGAGAUGUGUCACAUGAUAGCCGUGGCUCAGGACCAAGGUAUUUACGGCGCAAAAAUGGUUUGGUCAGGGUGCGCGAUUCUGAUGGUCGUCUAGAAGAUGUGGGUGACUUCUCUGAUUUCUUUAUUCCACCGUCGGAUGAGAUGGAUGAAAGUCAGGCGAAGGAGUUGCAGGAAAACCAGGACAUGGAGCUGGCACGGUUACUGCAGGAACAGGAACAUAAACGUGGUGGCAAGCCAAAUGUCGACAAACUGAAACUACUCGAACAGAAGGAUGCAGAACUCGCACGGGUAAUCCAAGAACAAGAAAAAUUAAAACUUAGAAAACUCAAAAAUAAAUUGAAACAAAUGUCAGUGCAUGAAAGAAAUUUAUAUGAACGGGACCACCCGCCCCGCCCUCCAGACCGGUCGCUAAGCGUGUCAGAAACCACGGCAACCCAUCAUAGCAACAAUUCCAAUCACAGCUCUAGUGAUGACCAGGCAGACCAACAGCCGCCUAUUCCCGCUCGCUUGUACACUGAGCGACCAUUACAGAAUGCCCAAGUUGGCCACCAGAGGGCAGGAUCGGAGGAUGAUGCAUCACCCCUUGCACAACAUAUCAAGGAACGUGAUCAGGAAAUACGCAUACGGAAUCUUGAUUCUCAUUGGCAGCCUCCACUUGAUCAGGCGCCACCGUCAUAUCCAAGUCAACCACGGACGCCCUCUAGUGGUGGGAGUGAUGAUGCGCUGCCACCGUUUACCAGUCGGAAUACGCAAGCCGCCUCCGCAGAAGAUGAUACUGUGCCCAGCCCUGGUGGGUUCACCACAACAUUCAACAUCGCUGCUGCCAUAGACCCUACUUAUAACAGGAGAAGUAAACAUGUCCCCCCAGGCAUGGAACCGGAGUUCAGGACGGGGUUGAAUAGAGGCCAUUCAAUGCCUCCUCCACCUGAAGAAAAGAACGGCCCGACGCCCGCCGUCAUAACGCACCAUACCGGUAAUGCGUCUGGUUCAGCUCUGCCAGACUUCGAUUACAGCGAUGAUGAGUAUGAUGAUGAAGCGCCACCUAUGCCAGUGCAAGGUCAACGAAGAUUACAGAAAGGACGCAAGUCAAAGAAUGGUGCAGUUGGUCCUGGGGAUAGGUCGAGGUCAAGUUGUAAACAGCAAUAAGGCAUUUCUUUGCGAUCUUUGGUUUGCUGGCCCACCUCUGUGGUUGAGUGUAUUGAGCACUCAGUUGUCUUACUGUUUUAUGUGGCCUAAAUGCUAAGGACUUGCAGUGCAGUGACAUUUGGCCAACUUCACUUCUAGUUUACCAUUAAGCAAUUAUUCAAGUCCAUUCCAUAUUUGACUGUUAUCGAUGAGAUCUUUCUUAAAAGUUGGACCAGUUAAAUAAUCUGCUGCAGUUGAAUAGUUAAUCCAGUACUGUUGAUAUUGAUGUAGACUGUUGAAUUGUGAAGCUGUAUGUUGCAGAGAUGAAGUCAGUUGUACAUGUAGUUGAGUAUACACGCAACAUGCAACACAUAUGCUUAGAUUAUAUUGUUGGUGGGAGCGUAAAAUUGACGUCCUUUGGACGUGACUUCAUCAGGUUUACAAAACGUUGCUUAAAUUUCUGCUAAGAUAUUUGAAAGUGCAAUAGAGUUCAGUAUAUUUAAUAAAUAUUCCGUGUAUAUUAACUCUUGUUCUCUUAUAGACUAGGGCUGAUGUUGAGGCCAUAAUAUGCCACAGAUUGAACUGAUAUUCAAGACAAUGAUCAUUGGUCAAAAUCUCUGUAGCUUAGCGUUGACAUAUCAGCCUUCAUGUAACAUAUCUUGUGGUGCCACUUGAUAUCAUAAGUGUUAUCCCAGCAAAGUCAACACGUUGUCUAAAUGAUCAGAUGCAGAAAUUGAAUGAUCUGUAUCUUAAUUAAAGAACUGUAUCUUAAUUGAGUUAUUCAUUGAUUCCAAUAUAGAAUGAGAAAUCAGUUGAAAAAUGUCAUCUCAGAAAAUCUGUGCUUUCUGGGUGUUUUGGAAAUUGGAAAUGUUAUCAAGAGAGGUGAACUAUCUGAUGAACACUUUUGAACCUCCUCGGCACGUUCUGUAGCUAUGUUCGAUAAGGCUCUCUAUGAUGUUGUUUACAGCUAUCAUGGUGAACCUAAUGACGCACGCGACCAAAUGUCUGUCAUCUGAACUGAUGCUCGUUAUUCAAGUGUUCACCUGUUUAGAUUAUGAGGCAAGACCAGGAAAAAAAUGAAUGGGUGUUAAUAAACUAUUCAUGUAAAUAAUUCUGUAAAUAUGACAAUUAUUUACAUGAUUCAAGCAGAAUAGAUUUUCAUUUCUGCCAACGAUUUUCUUAAAAAUCAGUAUCGAUAGAACUGACUUUGUCUUCAAAGUUCACCAACACUUGUCCUACUUUCUCUAACCUUGCUACUGGCUGCUGCAUAUUCAUUUUCAAGAGUUUUAGAAGCAAAGUUAUUAGUUCGUCACCUCUGUGUCAGCUCCUAGAAGUAGACGAGGAGGGAUAUCUUGAAUGAUGUGUCACACCGGUGCUUGAAGGUGCAGACAGGCACAUUGCUCAGGCACGGUUCGUACUAGCAAUAUUACUCUUGAAGGCCACUUUAGUUGUCUGCUGAGUACUACCUCUGCUGUGCAUGAUUAGGCCAACAUUUUGCUUGAAGCAUAUGUGUAUAUGAGUGUGUGUAAUAUCUUGAAUUGCUCAUCAUGUUCAAUAAUGAAAGAUGAUUGUAUUUAUUUCCUUUUUAUCUAUUCUACCAUAUCAAGUUAUUGAGAUUUCACUGUGGAAUGUCUUGUCAUUUGGAGACCACUACGUGAAAGUCGGAUGUAUAUGUGUAUAUUCUAUUUCUAUACAUGUAAAUAAUACUAUGGGGAGCUAUUUCCCUCAUCAAAUAUUAUAUACAAAUUUGGAA
Molecule: messenger RNA, 4185 nt
Organism: Lineus longissimus
Lineage: Eukaryota; Metazoa; Nemertea; Pilidiophora; Heteronemertea; Lineidae
Product: trichohyalin-like
Exons: 12
Coding region: 705-2453 (582 amino acids)
Source: RefSeq, a predicted model, not a curated record